GCGGCGGCGGCGGCAGCGGCGGGGGUGGAGGAGCUAGGCCGGGCCGGGCCGGCAGGAAAGCGCGGGGAGGCGCGGCGGGAGCCGGCUGGCGGAGGCCAUGAGCGGGCGGCGGGGCUCGGAGAACCCGGGCAGCAGCGGCGAUGUUUUUCUUCCUGACCCCCAUGUGCCAGCGGUAACUUUCCUCCAAGAACUGCCCAGUUACCAGUCUAUGCGGAGAAGAAGAUUAGUAACCGGAAACGUAGGCAACUUCCGCAGUUUAGCGCGAUCGGCUUCUGGAGAGACCAGGAAUCUCAUCCAAGGAACGGAAUCAAGAAAUGUCAACCCGGAACGUCCACUGAGGGAAUGUGCCUUGCCAAUCGCGGAGAAGAGACGUUUAAGGGAGCUUGAGGAAAAACACAUCCAAGCCCAGUCAAGGUGGAAUCAAUGGAAGAAAGCAACUAAUAAAUCACUAAAAAGAAUUAUGGAGAAUAUCAAAGAAUUAAUCUCUUAUCUGGAAUUGUGGAGAUACGACAUCCAUAGCAUUGAGGAGAAAUUUGGCACUGGGAUCAAGUCCUACUUCUCUUUCUUGCGCUUCCUGGUGGUGUUAAAUGUUGUCAUUUUCCUUCUCCAGUUCAGCUUUAUCACCCUUCCCACUGCUCUCGUUAGACACGGAGUUGUUAAUGGCAGCUACGUGAAAGUUCUCCCAGAAACAGAUCCAGAGUGCACCGUUUAUGCAAUCAGCAACACCAAGGGACUGGUCUACUUCUACAGUUAUAUUAUAGAUCUGCUAUCUGGCACAGGUUUUCUUGAAAUGACAAGCCUCUUUUAUGGCUACUACUCCGUGGACAACGUCCCUUUGGGUCUGCUGGAAUACCACGUGCCCCUGGCGUAUUUGCUGAUCACGCUGGCUUACCUUUCGGUCAGCUUUGUCUGGAUUAUCAAACGCUCGGUGGAAGGUUUUAAGCGAAGCUUGAUAUACAACGAAGAUCCGUUUCAGAGCUACUGUAAUAAAAUUCUGGCUGGCUGGGAUUUCUGCAUUACAGAUGUAAACGCCGCGCGGCUGAAACACAGCAGUUUACUUUAUGAACUUAGAGCAGAUCUGCAAGAUGAAAGAUCAAGGCAGAGGGCAGCAGGCAGAGGCCUCAAAGAGAAAAUGCGUAUUUAUUCUUUGAGGAUCUUCUUAAACUGUGUCGUUUUAGCUGUCCUGGCAGCUUGCUUUUAUUCCAUCUAUAGAGUAACUGUCUAUUCACAAGAACACGCUUUCCCCGAAAAGAAGGUCAAAUUGGACGACCUCUUUGUGCAGUAUUUACCGUCUAUGGUGAUCACGCUCGCCAACUUUUUUGCCCCGCUGAUUUUUUCAUUUCUCAUCAAAUACGAAGACUAUUCGCCCGUCUUUGAGAUAUGGUUAACUCUGAUCAGGUGUGUCUUUGUACGCUUGGCCAACAUCGUCGUCCUUUUGUUUUCGCUGUGGACUCGGAUCACGUCCUGUGCUGACAAGUGCAAGAUGUGUGGAUAUAAUUACAGCCUUUAUCCAUGCUGGGAAUCUCGAGUUGGCCAGGAAAUGUAUAAACUGAUGAUCUUUGACUUGAUCAUCAUCUGUGCUAUUAUAGUCUUCAUUGACUUUCCUAGGAAGUUAAUUGUUACCCAUUGUCCCGUCAAGGCCUUCCAGUGGCCUGGGCUGCAGGACUUUGCCAUCCCGGACAACGUCUUGGAAAUAGUUUAUGGACAAACCAUCUGCUGGAUCGGAACCUUCUACUGCCCUCUCCUCCCAGCAAUUGCAGCCGUAAAAUAUUUCAUUGUCUUUUACGUUAAAAAGCUAAGCUUGAUGCACACCUGUAAACCUUCAGCUCGGCCUUUUAGAGCCUCCAGUUCCAACUUCUUCUUCUUGGUGGUGCUCCUGAUUGGUCUCCUUUUGGCAUUCAUUCCUCUGGGACUCAGCAUGACACGCAUCCCUUCCUCUAAAGCCUGCGGACCUUUCAUGAAUUUCAACCGAUCGUGGGACGUUAUUGGGCACACCAUCCAGAAAUUCCCCCUCAUGUUGCAAAGAAUCCUGAACGGCAUUUCUUCUGAGACUUUCGCCGUGCCUUUCUUCAUGGUAACCUGCUUUAUUGUGUUUUGUUUCGUUGCCUUGGCUGGCGCACACAAAAGAGUGAUUAAUCAACUGAGGGAACAAUUAGCUACGGAGAGUCGGGACAAGCUGUUCCUGAUCCAGCAAUUGACUAAAGCUCAGAUGCUUCACUGGGAUAACAUUUUCAAUCCCCUCGAAGGGAACGUUAAGUCCAAGCAAGGAGGUGCUGGUUUCACCAAAUAACUGGAGUCUCCAUCAUCGCAAACUGGGAUGGACACGUUCAGUUUGCUGUAGAUGGAGGAUUGUCUGCAGCGCUGUCUUCAGUUACGUUAAGAGUGCCCGACUGCUGUGAUAGCACCACACAAGAGUAACAACAAACUCUUCCCAAAAAAGAGGGGGGGGGAGUCAUGGGAGAAGAUGAUGAACCACUGUGACUUACAUUGAUGUGUACAGCAUCAGGACACAAGUGUAAUAUUGAGUGUCUCUUAAACUGUAGAGGUGGUCCUUGAUUUGGGAAACCUGCCUGUUCUAGGUUCCUGUGGACUCCCCCAAAAGUAGUUACAACCCAGUUGUGAAAUUCCCACAGCCCCCCAUCCCCAGGUCACGUGAGCACAAUCCAGGCACUUGGCAAGCCAGCCUGCAUUUACGGCCGUUUGCAGUGUCCUGAAGUCCCACGGCUGAUUUACCACGUUUUUGCCGAAAGCUGCUGUUUACUUGCAGGUGUUUUGGGGGGGGGGCAAAAACACCCCAUAGCAAACAAAGGGUUUGCUUAAUGACCUGAGUGAUUUGCUUAUCAACCUACCCAAAAAAAGAGGUAAAAUCAGAUCAGUCACAUGAUGACCUGCUUUAUAACUGUCACAACUUAUGACCGUAAUGGACAGGCUCCUUUGUAGUCGUCAAGUCAAGGACUACCUGUAUUUUGUUGGGACUUGGGAAGCAUCCCUUUUCUUUCUUUUCUUUUUUUUUAAAGUUUUAUUAUUAUUAUUUUUAACAGAGUUCAAUAAGAAUUAUUCAACAAAAGCGUGUUGUUCAAGCAUCUUACUCACUAAUGCAAAUUAAAUUCCUAAUCCCUACAUCUUUUCUCUAACCAUUGAUAAAAUAGGUCCCAAGUUUGAAAAUAUUCUGUUUCUUCUUUUUCUUUCAACCUUGAAGUAAGUCUGUCCAUUUCCGCACAGUCUAAUUGGGAAGGGUCUCUUUUCCGUCCCAGCCCCUGGCCUCUGGAAGAGCAUUCCCACCCCGUAUCCCGAGAACUUUCCCACUCCAGUGAUGUCCCCAAAGUCUUUGAAAACAUAGCUGCUUUCCCAUGCUUUGGGAGUACUUUGGGCAUUGAGCCCCGUGGCAUUUAAUUUGUUACAGGAAAAGUCAUUUUCAGAUUUAUGUCUGUGCUGUUUUACUGUUGGUUUUUUUAUUAUUAUUAUUGUUUGAUGGAGAUAAAGUUUUAUGGAGUUGGCUGAGGUUCUAAACCCAAUCAGUAAAGAAAGUCAAAAGUUCAGGGACUGCUGGGCAGCACUGAACAGUCACAGUUGUUGAGAUUUCCCAGCUGCCAGUCUCCAGAUCCCUGGCCUUGGGUGCAAACCACUUUGAUCAGUGCUCACAAAUCAGGGCUGCCGGCAGUCAGAAAACAGCCACAAAUCUUAAGGCAGAAAAGCUGAAAAUGUAAGGACAGCGGGGAUCCGAAAGCUUCGUCAGCGACUUGACCAGGUAACUUUUAUUAUAGAAUCAUAGAAAUCAUCCAGAUAGUCUUUGUUUUAGCAACUGCCUCAUUUAGCAACUGUUUGCAGUUAUGACAAUGAUGGAAAAAUAACUUUAUGACCAAUUCUCGCACUUAUGAUCCUCGCGGGUUGCAAAAGGAAAGCUGAAAUAAGCACAGUGGCAGCUUCACUUAGUGACUUGUCUCACUUAAUUACUGGUACCAAUUUGUGGUCACUAAAUGAGGACUCUAUACUUUAUUUGGGGGAGAGGACAAAACAUCUGGCGUAAUGUUAUAAACUUGAAAUGUCACAUCUGCAUUUGAGAACUGCACCUGUUAAGGGUAUGUUAAGACUGGCUCCUCAAUGUAUUUGUAAAACUAAGCAACGAUGUAAAUGCAAUAAAUAUACCAUGAAAUCUU
Messenger RNA from Crotalus tigris (Tiger rattlesnake), 4157 nucleotides. RefSeq names its product transmembrane channel like 7 (gene TMC7). NCBI's taxonomy places the organism in Eukaryota, Metazoa, Chordata, Lepidosauria, Squamata, Viperidae. Bases 98 to 2290 code for a protein of 730 amino acids. Gene Ontology annotation, molecular function: mechanosensitive monoatomic ion channel activity. The transcript has 16 exons. Gene Ontology annotation, cellular component: plasma membrane. The record is from RefSeq and is a predicted model, not a curated record.